Molecule: messenger RNA, 591 nt
Organism: Knipowitschia caucasica
Lineage: Eukaryota; Metazoa; Chordata; Actinopteri; Gobiiformes; Gobiidae
Source: the annotation of a GenBank genome assembly
AUGGUGGGACUGCAGGCAGGAGCUGAUCAGUCCACACACACUGUGGCCAAUGGAAUCAUGGAUCUAUCAGAAUACUACUACUGCCAUCAUGUGGAAACUCUUCUCAUCUGCAGCUUCAUAAGAAAGGCACAGAAGCACAAGGAGCACAAGGAGCAGGAGGAGCACGAGGAGCAGGAGGAGCAUGAGGAGCACGAGGAGCACGAGGAGCACGAGGAGCAGGAGGAGCAGGAGGAGCACGAGGAGCAGGAGGAGCACGAGGAGCAGGAGGAGCACGAGGAGCAGGAGGAGCAGGAGGAGCACGAGGAGCAGGAGGAGCACAAGGAGCAGGAGGAGCAUGAGGAGCAGGAGGAGCAGGAGGAGCAGGAGGAGCACGAGGAGCAGGAGGAGCACGAGGAGCAGGAGGAGCAGGAGGAGCACGAGGAGCAGGAGGAGCAUGAGGAGCAGGAGGAGCAGGAGGAGCAGGAGGAUUUUGAGGAGCACGAGGAGCAGGAGGAGCACGAGGAGCACGAGGAGCACGAGGAGCCAGGACGGAGACACAAGCAACAGUGUAACAAGAACAGAUGCUUCACUGGACUGUGCAGAGGCUUCUGA